Priapulus caudatus is the source of this 3155-nucleotide messenger RNA. Its product is annotated as dnaJ homolog subfamily C member 22-like. The transcript has 6 exons. Bases 742 to 1839 code for a protein of 365 amino acids. Gene Ontology annotation, biological process: endocytosis. The record is from RefSeq and is a predicted model, not a curated record. Lineage: Eukaryota; Metazoa; Priapulida; Priapulimorpha; Priapulimorphida; Priapulidae. Gene Ontology annotation, cellular component: early endosome; plasma membrane.
AGGAUCGGUUCUGAGAACUCCUUGCUUUUCUCGUGAUUGUUGUUAUUCUUCAUUUUAGAAAAGCGACUGCAAAAUUUUAUACGUAUGAUAGCCAAAACAAUGAAUAAGUUUAACGUCCCGUGAGAAAGUUGCCAUUCUUGUGUGAUACGAAUCCAAUAUUUCUAUAUAUUAUAUAAAUAUAGCUCUACGGUCUACCGACAAAUAAGGCUUGAAACUAGCCUACAAUCUACAUGAUGUAGGGCCUAUUCAGUUCAAGAAAAAGUGUAAACAAGUCGAUUUCACGGCACAGGCAGUGAAAACAUAUUGCGGGGUCCCAAACUAUCCUUGAUCCAAUUUCCAAAACAUGUAGCCACCCAUCUAUAAUUUAUCUCGUGCUUCAUUUUUUGGCAGAACCUUAGUCAGUAGUAUUCGUGUUUCUUGUCGCUGCAGCUUGCACGUUCAGACGCUGUGUUCUCUGAUGCGGGUUUCUAGGUGCGUGCGACGGUGUGAGAGCCUGUGGUGGAUGCUGGUGGCAGUCAUAAAAUGAGAUGAACAUGUUAUUGACUUGAGUGGCUUGUAUCGUUUCCGUGUAACACAGCCAACUAAGCGUAGGUGUGGAAUAGAGGACGUACAUACUGUAGAGUGCAUGUGGCAGUUGAACACGUGCAAUGGUAUGUCUACCAUUGAGUCAUUGACCACAGGCAUAUCUUAGCCACACAUUUGUAUUGUGCUACAGUACGUGACAUCAACUAGGCAUACACCAUGGCAAAAAGUGUUCUUACAACUUACAUAUUGUGGCUAAUUGGCGGCUGGUUUGGCCUUCACCAUUUAUAUCUUGGACGUGACAGACAUGCAUUUGUUUGGUGGUGCACGAUGGGCGGUGUUUUUGGAAUGGGAUGGCUUCGAGAUCUAUCAAGGAUACCAGAAUAUGUUGAUGAUGCAAAUGAAAGACCUGAAUAUGUCACAUAUUUAGUUAGCAAGUUUCGUUCAUAUGAAAAACCGCCAUUUAAUGUGACACGAUUCGCUGGUCAGCUGAUAUUAGGAUCAUUGUUCGGCUACUUGACAUUGCUAGCGCUACCGGAAAAUCUCUUGAAACAUAGUUUUUACCGUGCAUUGAUAGUGUUCGUGCCUUAUGGAGUUGCACUAGGUGUUCAUUGUGUUGGGAAUAUAGGCAGGGAAUCUGGAAACGUUUGGUUUUCCCUCAUCGGAGCAUAUAUAACAUUUCCACUUUACCGGGAUAUAAACAAAAACCACAAUGUGAUCUCUCUAUCAGCUGUAGUCUCUACAGUAUUAUUCAAUUGGUUGGGAAAAGAAUGGAGACGCAAGCCAAGAAGAAAAUCCAGUUUAUGUAAAAGAUUUUGUGUGCUUUCCUUCUGUGGUUUGCUCUAUCUGUCCAUGUGGGGUUCAUUUCUAUUUUGGAAUACAAGCAUUACGUACCAUGAUGGUGAAACUGUCAAGGUACAUGAAGCACUGAAGCAUUUCUUCAACUCACCAUUGUGGAACAAUAUGAAGCAUUCUGUGAAGGAUAUGCUUUCCGACGGAUGGAAACAUGGUUGGUGGGCAGCUGGUGACAGGUUCACAGACAUGCUGGAUCCUUUAGGAGAAAUUCAUGCAUACGAGGUGCUUGGUUUGGAGAGGGGUGCUAGUGAGAUGGACGUCACUUCGAGUUACCGCAAACUUGCGAAGCAGUGGCAUCCAGACAGACACAAGGAGCCUGAGGCUAAGCAAGCUGCCACUCAGAAGUUCAUGGAGAUCCAGGAAGCAUACGAAACACUGUCAAAGAUCAAAAUUCGAAGAGCAAAACGCAACAAAGUCAAAGACGAUACAUAUGAUGUACAUAAUAUGCAUAGAUAUGCAUGAGGUGACAGGUUUGAAAAUAUUAAUUUGCACGUAAUCGGCUCCAAAGUUCUUACUGACAGUUCCAUUUGUAGAUUAAAAUAAGUGAAAGUACUAGCCAAAUCAAUGGGCACAUGGCAUCAAUUAAAAAUAUGAAGUACCUGAUAUAAGAUAAACCAUUACAAUUAUAUCAAGUUAGCAUCCAACAAAAGAAUAUCCAUACUCUGUAAAUAUGAGUUUAAGGCGUUUGUGGGGUAUUAGGCCUAUAGAUCUGCCCCCACCUUUACAUGAAAUUGCCAAAACUGAGGAAACUGCUUGUAGUGUGCACACUGUUGUGGCAUUUGUAUAAAGCAUUGUUAACAGCCCUGGAACUUGUAUUAACAGUCCAUGAAAUUUCGUUAUUCUUCUACAGGAUGCAUACUUGGGUGUUAUUGAACUGUGAACUUCCAGUAUAUACAUGAACUUCCAUAUAUAUGUUUUGGACACGCAGUUGGAAUUAUGCAAUCUCAACUAGACGUGCUUUCGGAUUGAUUUCAUAGUACGGACUAUAUGCUGUAAGAGGAGCUGUAAAUUCACAAUUACUUUUUUCCACUUUCCCUGUUGUUAGCUUUCAACCUUCAAAGGCCAGAUUCUCAAUAAAUUAUGGCACGGUUUGAUUAUUUGGUUGUAAAAGGUAAAGUGAGUUUUUGGAUCCAGUGAAUCAAAGAUGUUUGAAAUUAAAAGAAUAUGAAAAUAAUAUGAAAAUAACACAAAAGCCCUUACUAGAGUAAGGCUAAUUUUAGCAUGGGGUUGGCUUGUUUAACCAACUUCUGGUAUCUCAUUGACAUGUACAUUACCUUUGUUUGUCAAAGUUACAUAGGACAUACAAAGGUAGUGUACACACUUAUAGCACUAUUUCCACACUGUGUAUGCACAUUGCUCGUGAUUGCAGUGAAUAGAAACCCAUACUAGGAUAUUUUAUGCCACUUUUUCCAACCAUGUGGUAGUCACGAAGUAGUGGGGUUUUGGGUUCAAUGUAUACACCCCCAAGUGGUUUAAUAUGUGGCUUUUAUGAACCUUUUAUAUAUUCUUUACCAUUUAUUCCAACUUCACAAGGCACUUUUCUAUCAUAACAUGUUUUUAUCACAUUAAUGAGCUAUGGUUGUUCACUAAAGAUCCUCAUACUGGUUUGAACCAUGACCUAGGCGCAUUCCUUUCUAGUCUGAUGGUGAAUGACAUUAUCCAAUAAAAUGUUUUAUUCAUAAUAACAUGAAAGCACACAUUUAUUACUUUUUCACUUUGUGCAGAAUUGUGAAUACGGUACACAAUCUUUUUUCAAAUUAAAAUUCUGAGCUUUAAAA